Hydatigera taeniaeformis is the source of this 1704-nucleotide messenger RNA. NCBI's taxonomy places the organism in Eukaryota, Metazoa, Platyhelminthes, Cestoda, Cyclophyllidea, Taeniidae. The record is from the annotation of a GenBank genome assembly.
AUGAAGGACAACCCGGAUGACUUUUCACGGGCAAUAUCCGAGUACAUCCGUGGUGAAACGAGGAAGAUCGACUUUCUAGUUAAUAGGUUAACGAUGUCUGAGGGUUCCCUCACCAAUGUAGAAUUAUUCAUUGAUGACUGCCUUCGUCAUAGUCAUGAAUUUCCCGAGAAGCUUGCAAGUGUUUUGUGCAACAUUCUUCUUCAGUCCAAACCGUGGUAUUCUUUUAAUCUUAGCACGUCUACCAAAUGUCUUCUCCUCCUUGUCAAUAUGGCCACUCGCUUCGAUAAACUUGCACAACAUUUGCUCUCUCACUUUUGUGAUAUUAUUUGCUUCCCCUCAUCGUAUCGACCCCCAGACGAUGGCGUUGAUAACGUGGAAUUAAUCCUCAGUGGACUAAGAGAACUCUUGCCUUUAGUGCCACAAUUCGAAGAGUUCUUCGUUGAUUGCCUGUGUCAGAAGUUCCCAGGCUGGGGUGGAUCUGCACCGCAGUUAUUCUCUGCUCUGGUAAACGCUCUCAGACUGUGCUGUGACCCGCCAUGCCUUUUAUCCAACACUUCUGUUCAACGGUUACUUUGCUUCUGUUUCAGUCUCCUUUGUGAUAUCGAAAUCAACACUGAAUCCAUAGCAUUAUUUUCUUCGCAAACGGAAUCACUCUUUUCCAAACUGAAGGAUCCAUUUAAUACCGAUGAAUUUGAGGAAAACAAAAAAAUCAUUCUCUCGUCUCUCACUGAUAGUUUUCCUUCGUCAGUUCCGGUGUUUUGGCUGCUAGUCGUGAGUCUGUUGAAAAUGUUCCCAAAAAGGAGGGAGCCGGCGAUGGAUAAGACUGCGAAAAAAGAGGAAUGGUCUCACAUGUGUGCUGUAUUUAGGGAUCUUCGUACUCGUUUCUUUCAGUCUAUCCUACCCAUUCAUUCAGACUUUGUGGCAUAUCCUCUGCUGCUUAUCUUCAUGUCGGGUCUCCGACCAGGUCUGAUUGUUAAUCUGGUGGAGAAGUUCUGGGCAUUCGUUAUAGAUACGAAACAACCAGAUGAGGUGCGGGUCAGAUGCAUGCGACAUCUGGCUGACUACCUAGCUCGGUCGCGUCAUUGUAUUGUGGGAGUUGUUGUUGAACAACUGCACGAUUUAGCCGCAUGGUGUGUCGAGUACACCUACUUCAGGAGAGGUCGAUUAUCAUCACACUUCGAAGUGAUGCUUCGAGCUCACAGACUAUUUUAUACGGUGUUUGAGUCGAUUAUAUAUAUUCUUACAUUCAGGCAGGCGGAGCUCAUUGGAGUGUCUAAUCAGCGACAUUCUUGCUCAGAUCUGCCCUUGGGUCAACUGAUAAACUGUCCUUUAAAACCCUUAGCGGCAUUGGAACCGUCUUUAAGAUCGCAUUUCCAAACUCUUUCUUUCGUUUACAAACUGAGUUGGAUCGCCACCAUGAUGCCUGAAUGUCCAACUGAGGUGGACCUUCCUCCGAAACCUUCUUUUGAUUGUCCAUUAUCCCGCGCUCUCGCUGCCCUCCCCUUUACAGCUCGUAUGAAUCUGGUUAACAAUUAUAUCCCGGCGAAACGAACACUUAAAAGGCCUCUCGAAAAUGGCGAUGCACACUCAUGCUCUCCUAUCUCCUCCAGUGAUGAACGUUGUGAACAUCAACAGGCUACAAAAAGGGUGGUAUCUCCAAAACCACAACAUUUUAAUUUUAGUGCUCUGUUAGAUUUGAUUUGA